UUUGCUUCUGAGCCUCACUUUUGUAUUUGCUCUCGACCGCCAUGGUGGCUUCCAAGCUCGCAAUCCUGUCGUUCCUCGCGUCGGCGACGGCCGCGAGCAUCUUCGACUACCCGGCCUUCACUCAAAAGAUCCUCUUCGAGUACAACAACAAGGUGUACGCUGACGUGAUCCGCCACAAUGACAAUGAGAAGCUCGUGUACAACGCCGGGUCGCAGUCGGUCGUCUUCCGAUCGAACGGCCAGUGCCUCGACGCGUACAAGGACGGCGACCACUUCGAGCUCCACACGUGGCCCUGCGAUGCGACCAACGCCAACCAGCGCUGGGUGCUCUCGGAGCACAAGCUCCGCCACGCGACCCACGCCAACCUCUGCGCCACCGUGAACCUGACGACGAACGGCGACCUUGUCCGCGUCGAAGCCUGCAGCGAGAGCCUCGCGCAGUACAUUGACAAGUGCACGGGCGCGACGACCCAGUACGUGCAGAUCCAGACGUGCAAGGGCAACAAGCCACUCUCGGAAGCGUACACGGGCCUGUACGCCGACUCGGCGCGCCAGAACCUCAACGAGCUCUUCGAGUUCAAGGACGGCUACAUCAAGUCGGCGUCCAACGGUCAGUGCCUCGAUGCGUUCCGCGACGGUGCCAAGCUCGGCCUGCACACCUACGAGUGCAACUUCGACAACGUGAACCAAAAGUGGUACGUGGACAACGGUCGCAUCAAGCACUCGGCGCACAUCAACAUGUGCCUGGACGCCGACCCGACGGACGCGACGCACAAGGCGCAGAUGUGGACGUGUUUCCCCAACCACGACAACCAGUGCUGGAAGCUCGUCGCGAUGUAAACUUGUGUUUAUUAAUAACAUUUAGAUCCACUCGGGCGUAGAAAAUAAUGUGGCUAAGAACUGAACGACAUUGGAAUAGAUUGACAACAUCAUGAUGGAGAUAAUGGUGAACCAAGACAUUGCCAGUGAGCCUAGUA
Molecule: messenger RNA, 976 nt
Organism: Saprolegnia diclina VS20
Lineage: Eukaryota; Oomycota; Saprolegniomycetes; Saprolegniales; Saprolegniaceae
Exons: 2
Coding region: 42-839 (265 amino acids)
Source: RefSeq, a predicted model, not a curated record